GGGGUACAUAUCAACCCUUCACAAUAAUGGCAUUCCAUUCAACGAAAACCAAACACCUAUUAAGUCGGACGAAGGCUAUAAUACCGGCUCUCGAAUAAAGAUUGAAGGCGCAAUCAUUUACUGCGAAUUGCAACAUUCAACGUUUGUCAUCCCAAAAAACAAUACAACCACCAAUGACACGAGCUCUCCAGUCUUUCCCUCAUCAUCUCGCCGAGCUGCAACCGUCCAAAGCAUCGCGGAACAUUCACCCCCAACAAAAAAACCAAAACUUUCCCUUUUAAGUACCAUCGCGUCCGAAAGUGCUCAAUGCAGGAUGAAGACGUGUCGAAUAAUAUUCAACCUGAAUCUAUUAAUCCAAGCAAAAGAACCUCGUCAAAUACGUCUAAAUCCAGACGAACAACUCUACGAGAUUUAUCCUCUCGGAAGUUAG
Molecule: messenger RNA, 430 nt
Organism: Paraglomus brasilianum
Lineage: Eukaryota; Fungi; Glomeromycota; Glomeromycetes; Paraglomerales; Paraglomeraceae
Source: the annotation of a GenBank genome assembly